This is a messenger RNA of Scatophagus argus, 3333 nucleotides long. RefSeq names its product family with sequence similarity 118 member B (gene siral1). The record is from RefSeq and is a predicted model, not a curated record. NCBI's taxonomy places the organism in Eukaryota, Metazoa, Chordata, Actinopteri, Scatophagidae. The transcript has 8 exons. Bases 602 to 1720 code for a protein of 372 amino acids.
UUAUUCGUAAAGCAUCUGAAGGGAUCAUAAGACCUGGCUCACAUCACCACAGGCGGUGACUUCAACAGCUCCGCAAAACUUGAACAUAGAUGGGCAAUGUUUAGAAGAAAAUCCGGCAGAGCAGAGAGCAUUUCUUGUGUAUAGCGGUACUUACAUGGCAUUAGACCAUUAUUCUUUAGCUAAAGAGACUGGUUAACAGCGGAUAUAUACCACUUUAAAUAAUUUAACCUCAGAAUGCCAAAAAUAAAGGUAGUUAGGUGCUUUUAACAGCUUCGGAGAUAGCUAACUUGGCUGGAAGCAAAAUUUAACGUCAGCUUAACGCUAGUUUUUAGUUAUCGUUAGUUUAUGUUUUUUCUGUUAUUUAUUUAUUUUUUUUUUGGCAAUACAGUAAAUUGACAGUAAACUGUCCUGGCACUUACGUUAUUAUCAGAUUAGCAUUACCACUACCAAAGAGCUAACGUUAAACGCUGCGAUCUCAAGUCGAUUUCCAAGCUGUUUACCUUACACAAAAGACUGUCGCUUUCUUUGGAUCAAAAGGACUAAAUUACUACUUGAAUAAAAACAAACACAGGACAAUAGCUUGACUAUAGUAAGGAGCUGAAUGGCUUCCAUUGUUACAGUGAAAAGCGAGAAGCGACCUGCGGCUGAUUCUCAGGAUGCAGAUUCAAAUGCAAAAAAGCCCAGGAUUUGGGAAACGUCGUCUUUGGAACCAUCAUCACUCAAUCUCUGCCUGCCCCAAAGGAAACUGCUGCCCAGCCUGAAGACCAAGCGAGCCCCCGAGCUUGUCCUGGUGAUUGGUACGGGGGUAAGCUCUGCAGUGGCCCCUCAGGUCCCUGCGCUCCGCUCCUGGAAAGGCCUCAUCCAGGCCUUGCUUGAUGCAGCCAAUGAUUUUGACCUGCUGGAGGAGGAGGAGAGUCGGCGUUUCCAGAAGCACAUGCAGGAAGAUAAGAAUUUGGUGCAUGUGGCCCAUGACCUCAUUCAGAAACUUUCCCCGAGAACAGGCAAUGUGCGAUCCACAUUCUUCAAGGACUGUCUGUACGAGGUGUUUGACGAUUUGGAGUGCAAGAUGGAGCAUGCAGGGAAGCAUCUGCUGCGCUCAGUGCUGCAGUUAAUGGAGAGUGGUGCACUGGUCCUCACUACUAACUUUGACAACCUAUUGGAGAUCUAUGCAGCUCAUCAGGGCACAAAACUGGAGUCUUUGGACUUGACAGAUGAGAAGAAGGUAUUGGAGUGGGCUCAGGAGAAACGCAGGUUAAGUGUUUUGCAUAUCCACGGUGUUUACACCAACCCCAGUGGUAUUGUACUGCACCCUGCUGGCUACCAGAAUGUACUGAGGAACACUGAGGUUAUGCGUGAGAUCCAGAAGCUGUAUGAGACCAAAUCAUUCGUGUUCCUCGGUUGCGGGCGCACAGUAGAUGACACAACCUUCCAGGCUCUGUUUUUGGAGGCAGUCAAACACAAGUCGGACCUGGAACACUUCAUGCUUGUGCGGCGGGAGGAUGUGGGUGAGUUCAAGAAGCUACGCGACAACAUGCUGGACAAAGGCAUCAAGGUCAUCUCCUAUGGAGACGAGUACGCCGACCUGCCUGAGUACUUUGAGAGGCUGGCCAAUGAGAUCUGCAACCGUGAUGUGUCUACCAACGGCUGGGGGUCUCCUUCACAAAAUGGGGAGGAUCAGCAGAAUGUCUUUAACACACAGAAGAGCCUCCUUCAAGGUUAGGACUGAAAGCUUCUUUCUGACAUCAGACUAUGAUUCUUGACAGGCCCACACUGGGGAUCAGUAUCAGUCAUUUUCCUCCACAGCUCCGUCGAGAGAUCGGUCUACUUUUAGUAGUGCUUGAGUGUGAUUUCAGUCAAUGGAUUUAACAAUCCAGGAAUACUAUGGGCCAUGGGAGACCUAAAAGCUGUUGUCAGUGUUUCACAGGUGUCCAUCAUUUUACUUUAUUAGCACUUGUUUAAAAGGGAAAGGAGAAAUUUUAAGUAACUUUCAAUGCCAAUACCCAACCUCAGAGUCUGUACUGUACUGAAGCAUUACUCAACAUUUGGGAAGCUAUAGUAGAAAAGCUUUGCAGAUGAUUUAAUGGCAUGUUCUCACUUCAUCUGUAUGGAGAUAAAAGAUCCGAAUCCACUGAGAGAAGCCAGCUGUGCUUACGUGUGUGGAUUUGAAUCAGCUUGACCUACAUGGCAUGUAAGAGAAGUUCUCAGUGCAAGCUGUAAUGCUCAUAACUGAAAACAGUUGUGUUGAUUCAUAAGGAUUGUUUUUUUUUUAUGCUCAACUCCGAGACCAGGAAAACCUGAUUUGCACACUAUGGGGUGGGGACUGGGUGGAAAUAUUCAGUUAGUCAUAGAUGGUUACCUGGUGUAAACACAUUGUUAUGAUUCUGUCUUCAGUUCAGAAGAGUUCUGUUUUUCCAGCCAGUGGCAAUCACUUUGCCACUCCUGUGCUGAAAAUGUUCUUUGUAAGCCUUUUUUUUUGUAUUUUUAAUACUUGCAUGUGUUUUCUCAUAUAGUAUUUAUAAGUACUAUUUUCAAAAUAAACCUUUUGGUAUCCCAUUUGUCCUGUCAUGUUUGCAUCUAAUAAUGACCAUACUGGAACUGCAACAUAUGACAGAACAAGUUCCACCGUACAGGCUGUCAUAGCAUAUAGCAGCUUUAUUUAGAAAUGUUUACAUUCUCAUAAAUUAGCUCAGAUUUUCUGUAGAACUCUUAAUUCUCUCAUAUUGCACUACCACAAAUUAAAGGGGGCUUGAAAUAUUUAAGACUUAUAUUUUUUUCUAACACAUGAACAUUAAAUCGGGGGUGGGCAAAUUAAGGGCCAAAGAAGUUCAAAUGACCACACAAAAGGUGUCUGAAAAAGUCUGAAAAUCUACAGAUGACCUGCAACAAAUAAAACUCAGUUGUCUUAACAAAAUAUCUUUCUGCUUAUCAUCAACUAAUAAACUCAGAAAUAAAAGUCUCCAUUUUGUGAUGACAAUGUGUUAACAGUGGAGGUGGGGAUCUCUGGGAGGUCACUUUCUCAGUGGCAGAGGUAACUAGUGUAGCACAUGUGUUAAUGUUCAGGAGAUGACAUACUGCCCCAUCUUACAAACAAUCAGUCUCGACUGAGCCUGGUCUUCACUAUUUCAGGAGGAUUUGGUUUUUUUUUUUUAUGUAUUUUUGACAGGAGUACAACACCUAAUCUGUAUGUGCUGAUGUUCAGGCCCACUUCAUGCACAAAUGUAAACGUAUUCAGACUGCUUUUCAAAACUAGAGGAUUUCUGACACGAACUGCCAUAGUACUCUUGAUGAAUAAUCACACAUGUAGUAAAAGUGUUAACUUAAUAAAAAAAAAAA